Aureobasidium pullulans EXF-150 is the source of this 2703-nucleotide messenger RNA. RefSeq lists its product as uncharacterized. The transcript has 2 exons. Bases 310 to 2526 code for a protein of 738 amino acids. Lineage: Eukaryota; Fungi; Ascomycota; Dothideomycetes; Dothideales; Saccotheciaceae. Gene Ontology annotation, molecular function: lipid binding. The record is from RefSeq and is a predicted model, not a curated record.
CCGUAUUCGGCGUCGGCGUCGUCGACAUUGAACAUGGCCAAGGUCACGAAGCUGCUGUCUCACAACGCUAUGAAGUGUAAACAAAGUUGUGGCAAGGCACCAUGUUUUCCCUGUUCUCACAUGCUUUCCCCGCAAUGACGAUAUCCCAUGACGGCUUUACACGUUUGUUACUGCCUGCCAGCUGCCAGCUACUCGUACUCGCAUUGAAUCCUCUCACUAUAGCAAUCACUUCUCUACCCUGUCUUCUCAACUAAUUCUACUUUCUCACCCACCGUAACUCCAUCUCAUCCGGUCAUUCCUGCAGUCACCAUGUCGUCCUGCCUCGGAUUCCGCAAGUCAAAGUCCGACGAUACGGAACCCUUGCUACCUCAGUACCGUGAUGACACGAUCCUCCAGCGUGAGCUUCACCAGAAGCUACACUCGUAUCAGAUGAUUAGAGCCCUUGCCGAUGGAUACAUGCCCUCCAAUGAACAGCUGAUUAUCAAUCUCCGAUCCUUGCUCUCAUCUGAUAUUUUGAAUCCCAACGACCCAAACCUCAGCGAUUCAGGAAGGCGCCUGGCCAAAUUCUCAAAGCAGUGGCUCAAGGACUUUAUCGAAUUGCUCGUACACAAGAACGGCGAGGACCAGAUUCAGGACUUCAUCUGGUCAUUGACCCAAUCAAGAGUCCGUGUUGACGUGCAGGACCUGGCCCACAGAGCUUCCAAGGCGCAAUCCAAAGCUAAGACUGCUGCUGCUUACAACAGUCUGCAGACUGUCGGUUCCCUCCUUCUCACAAACUCCGAUUUCCGUAUUUUCCUUUCAGAUCUGAACACUGUCGGUCGUGAGGUCUUCAAGGAUGCUGCCUUCUCCCUGUCCAACGUUGCAGAGGAAGCAGGCAAGAAGAUUGAGCCAUCUCAAGAAGAGCAGGACAAGCUGACCAAGGUUGGUGCCGACUCUGGACCUCCACCUUCGGGCAAGGAUAUAGGAAACGACGUCGCAGACAUCUCCAAGGUUGUGGCGAAUGGAGCUGCUCAAGUCAUACAAGAUGCCGAGCAAAGCGCCGAGGAGAAACUCUCUGGUGAUGAAGGUCAGGUCAUGAUGAACCGUCUGAAGCAGGCAGUCACAAAGCUCAGAAAGCGUCCUGAUUACAACGAGUCUGUAUCGACUAUCGCCGAGCUGCUCAAGCGCUACGCCAUUGCUUACUCACGUUCUGUUGAGGAGACUGUCAAUGCUCUUGAAGAGGACGUCCACGAGAACGCCGAGAUGGACAAGGCUGGAAAGAACUUCUGGUCCUUGCUCUCGUCCUUUGGUGAUAGUGAGGAGUGGAAGAAGCUGGAACAAACGUUCAAGAAGGUUGUGUCGCACUCUGAGAAGGAUCCCGAAUUUGAGAACCUCAUGGUGGACAUUGGCAACUCGCUCCAGACUCUUCUUACUGAUCCAAACUUCUUCGACACUGCUCGUGAGAAGUUCGACGAAUUGCGUGAGAAAUCUCGCAAGGUUGGUUCAGAAUCUGACCUCCGCACUGACAUCGACAACUUCCUCGGACAGCUCCAAGUCACUCUGGUUUCCGUCUUGAACGAUGAAGACGUGACCAAGCUCAUGCAGCACAGUCUUCAGAUCUUCCGCAUUUUGUCGCCUCUUCACAAUGCCACUAACCCGGAGCUCAUCACUGAUGCCAUCAACAUCUUCAUUCCUCUACUGAUCGCCGCUGUUCAGUAUGUUCCUAUUCCUCGUCUGGAGAUCAGCACUCCCGACAUCGAUCUUUUGCUCGAAAAUCUCAUCAUUGAGCCUGGAAAGACAGUCAAUCACACCUCAUUCCUGCCUUACAAGCUUCGUGUCGAGACAUACAACGACUUUGAGAUCCGCAAGGCCAGAUUCCGUACUACUUCUACGUCAUCUCAUAUGGUUACUAUCAAGAUCGAUGGUAUCUCAGCUCGUGCCGAGGAGGUCGGUUUCUGGAUGCGUGCCCACUCUGGACUGUUCAGACUAGCUGACGAGGGCAUCACAUCUUUCGCACUUGAUGAGAAGGGUCUGGACAUUCAUCUGGACGUUGAGAUUGCAAAGGACAGAAUGGAGUCGAUGCUGAGUCUAAAGGCCGUUCGUGUCAAUGUACACAAGCUCGACUACACCCUGCGCAAGAGCAAGUUCUCCUGGCUUGCUUGGCUCAUUAAGCCUGUCUUGAGACCUAUUGUACGCAAGGUCAUGGAGAAGCAAAUUGCCACCGCCAUCGCAGAUGCUUUGCAUUCAGCCAACCGCGAGCUGUUGUACGCACGUGAGCGUCUUCGUGCCACCCGUGUUGCCGAUCCCAACGACCUUAUCACAUUUUUCAAGGCCGUUGCUGCCCGCCUUACGCCCGAGGAAGACCCAGACCUCUACACUCGCGUUGGUGUCGCUCAGCCUGGCAAGGGCGUCUUCAAGGGCAAGUAUGCACCCGGCAGUGUGGUCAAGCUUUGGAACGAAGAGGCCAUGGCCGCCGAGGAAAGAAUCGAGGAUGGCUCCGAGAUCAGAGGCUGGAGAAACGACGUCUUCAGCUUGUUGGCUGUGUAAGGAGGUAUCACACGACACUGAUGAGUUACGACGGACAUGCUUUUCGGAUAGGAGACGGAGGAAGUCUGCACGAAAGCACGAAAAUGAGGAUCAACAGGACGCAAUGUAUUAUAAUUCAAGGCGCAUACUUUACUUCGUAGCGAAGUCAAUUGUCACAAUGUUUUUUCUAUGCUCGAC